This is a messenger RNA of Sinocyclocheilus rhinocerous, 4299 nucleotides long. Its product is annotated as ligand-dependent corepressor-like. The transcript is spliced from 6 exons. Gene Ontology annotation, cellular component: nucleus. Gene Ontology annotation, molecular function: DNA binding. The record is from RefSeq and is a predicted model, not a curated record. NCBI's taxonomy places the organism in Eukaryota, Metazoa, Chordata, Actinopteri, Cypriniformes, Cyprinidae. Gene Ontology annotation, biological process: regulation of transcription by RNA polymerase II. The coding region runs from base 328 to 1734 and encodes 468 amino acids.
GGGUUCGAAAGCAUUUUGGAGGGGCUGUUUGGACCAGGACUCGUAAAAGAUCUUACCCUCUUUCAAGAUUGUGAGCCAGAGGGUGUGUCAGAUUGGUCGUUUAAUGAACAUUGUCUCUUUUGCUGCUUGAGACGGGAAAAAGUGAAGGAUAAUUUGGUUGGUUUGAACAACCAAGUGUUAUCAGAAGCGGAUAGCUUCAAGCAAGAGCAGUCCAACAUUAACAAACUUGAGAAGCAAGCAGCGGAUUUCCUCAAUGUUGUCUUCUAUAGAAAGGCAGACCUCCCGAGAUUUACAGACCCCCACAUUCCUCUAGUGGCUCGUGAGAUCAUGCAGCGAAUGAUCCGACAGUUCGCUGCCGAAUAUACCUCAAAAACCAGCUCAACUCAGGACGUACCCCAACCCCAGUCCCAGCCCAACGGCACCAAGGACCAAAGCCUGCCGAAAGCGCCCUCGCUGGAGCCGGACACCUCCACACCUGGUGCCGGCGCCGCUGCCUCCGCACAGAAUCCCGUCCUCAGCAAGCUUCUCAUGGCAGACCAGGACUCCCCACUGGACCUCACCGUCAAGAAACCAGAGACAGAACCCAGCGAACAAGAUGGAGUCCUUGACCUCUCAACUAAGAAAAACCACAGUCAUGGUAGUGUCUCACUGAAAAGCUCUCAAGGUUUCUCAAUCAUGCCCACAGUUAAGGGGCGUUCCCAGAGAGCUGAUCACAACUAUCGAGAUGUUGAUGAUGAGGAUGGCUUGCCACCGAGAAGCUUGCAUGAUGGGAUAAGGGAUAACUGUAUUGGUUCUGGACCCCUCAAGCCACCCUUGGCCCGCUCGCUCCUCAUAAAAGAGGAACUCCUGAGCCAGAAACAUCGCCUCCUUGGCCAACCUCUUUCUUUGGCUAGCCUAGAGUCUGCGGGUCUCCUCAACAGCCAAGCCCAAUCCCUCCUUUCCCGCGAUGGGACAUGGGGGAAAUCCCAUCUAGAUGGCCUCCUGAAGCUCAAACAAGUUUGCGGCGACCUCAACGACCUGCCUCUUUUCCAGGAGAACCAAGGCGCAUUCACCAAGGGUACAAAGUCCCAUGAUAGUGGUUCCAUCACGGUAAAGAAAGAACCAGGACAUUCCCCUCCAGUGGACUUGAAGAUCCCGCAAGUCAGAGGCAUGGAUCUGUCUUGGGACUCCCAUGGGAAUGCAUCGGAUCUCUACACUUACAGCUCUAUAGUUUUGGGCAAUGUGCACUCUGAGAAUGCGCUCAGUAGGAAGCUGAGGGCCAUCUUGCCAAAGCAGGGUCGCAGAGCCGCUCUUGGAGGCCUUCUAGAUGGAGGAGCCGUGGGUGAAUACUGGGGUGCAGAGCUUGAACAGCCAACUUUGGGACCUCAAUACCCGACAUCAGAUCCAGAGGCAGACCCGACCGGCUCCAAGCAACCCCGAAAGAAAAGGGGACGGUAUCGUCAGUACAACAGCGAUAUUCUAGAAGAAGCCAUUGCUGUGGUGAUGAGUGGGAAGAUGAGCGUUUCGAAGGCGCAGAACAUCUAUGGUAUUCCCCACAGUACCUUGGAGUACAAGGUGAAAGAGAGGUUGGGCACCCUGAAGAACCCACCAAAGAAAAAGCUUAAACUGAUGAUGAGGGCAGAGGGGCAGGACUCUGGGAUCACCACCGAAACCGAAUCCACGUCGACGCCCGCCACCACACCCAUCGCAAUGCAAGUGGAUGUCUUGCAGGGGACAGGAGAAAAAGUCGAGUAGAUAACACAGAACACCUCAUAAAACGGAAAACGUUUUAGAUUCUGACAGACUCAAAAAACUAAAAUUAUUUGGAAUUGAGGAUGAGGCUUUAAUUGUGCCAAUUUAUACUUGCAGUAUCUGGGUGAGCACAACUGCAGGGAUUCAUGGGAGGAUUUAAGCCUGAUAACUGGGGAUAAGAAACAAAUUGGCAGUUAUCACAGUGGUCGCAUUGACACUGCAAACAUUUGCAGAAGUUUUUUACAACAUAAAGCAACAAAUGCGUACUAAAGCCAUAAGAGAGUAUCGACAGAGAGACAUUUUAUUAAAAAAGAAAGGCAAGCAGAUUAACCCUUUGUUCACCCCCUUCAUCUGAACUUUGCGAGCUACGCCAUUAGUGCUCAUGCGUUUUGGACAGCAUGCCAUUUUGAGAAACGAGAAGCGGGGUUUCAAGGGUUACGUGCAAGGCUGGAAAUUGACCCAUCAAAGAUUAAUUUAUCUCCUCUGAUUGGUAGGUUUAUGAAAUAAUUCAUGAUCUUUAAAACUAAUUUAUUUCAAAUGGAGUUGACAAGGAUUCUCACCAAGGAUCGAUCCUAGGCCCAUUUUUCUAUUAACAGGUAAAAACAAUUGCUUUCAACUCUUUUUAGUUUCCUCCUUUUAUAUUCUGCACCAUUGAAAUGGACUAAGAAUUAGACGCGUCCAUUUUAAAAAAUGAAGCUUAAGAUUAGUCAUUCAGGGAUGCAUGUUUGUGAUGUUGAAAAGAUUUUUUUUUUACUUUACUGUAAACUUUUCUUUAACUCUAGCGCUUUCUUUUGCACUACACUUUCAGUCUGGCGCUCGCCAGAGCCUAAAUCUGGCAGUUAGACCUGAUUACCUCGACACUGCUUGCAUUACGCACUUACUGUUCUGUCUGGCAUAUUAGAUAAUGCUCAUUUUACAGUACUCUACUCUUGGUGAGAGCCUCUCCCUUAAAAGGAUUUCAAUGCCCAUGAAGGGACAAUGCCGACUUAAGCCACACAGGACAGGAACGUGUUUGCGAUUCACAUCUUUCUACUAAAAUUAAUCGAGGGAGGGUGCACGCAGUCAACUUUUGGCUGAUUCUGGCUGCUCCCUCGUCGCUGCUUAUAGUCAGUCACUGACAUGUAUAUUUAUAAAAAGAAGAGCAUUUUCGCAGAGGUUUGGUUUUGGGGAAUACCUACAUUUCCAUAGGUGGGGGGAAAUGUAGGUAGGGUUAUGACCAUAUAACCCUGUUAUAGCGUUCUUUCAGAGAGCCAAUUCUUGUCUCUGAAUGGUUUCUUUUCCUCAUGUAAAACUCAGGGCAACUGAGACAAAUAUAGUGAUCAUGUUUUUAGGGAAACAAUGCAUUAUACCUACUUGAACUGGAACCUGACACACAAUUCUCAGUCAGUGAGUUGGGUCAGGGGCAAGGCUUUAUACCGAGCGUAGAUUGGGUCGAGCUGAGCCAUGGAUUGCAGAUAUUGGUGGGAUGUUAUCGUUCGAAACACCUGGCCAGUUGUGAAUUUUCUUCGAUCUCUCUGAAAAUAGCACUUUGUUUAAAAAGAAAAGUGAAUAUGUUUGGGUGUGUGUUUUAAAGUAGCUUUUGCAGUAGCAGAUAGCAUAAAGGAGACUUGCAAGAUCAAAGGGGGAGCAUUUCAACGACCCCUGGCAUCCUGCAACUUAGACCCAAACAUGCUCAUUUUGUUUUGAAAAAAUUACCUCUUCAAUAUACAGUGGUCGACAGCUUAAAUUCUCAGAUUUGUCUAGUGUUGCCUCACUGUUUAUUGUCACAUUGCCCCUUUUUCAAAUCUAAACUGUGUCGUCUGAUGUAUAUAAAACCGAAAAAGCGCAUAGAUCUGUGAAGAUUUCAAAGAGAAGGCUUUUGGAAUGGCAUGCUCCACUUUGAUGUUGUUUUGAAGGGCAUUCUGGUAUAUAUCACUGCCUGGUGCUCACCCAGUCUGUGACAAAAAUUAUACUUCAAACUUCAGGGUUUCUGAUGAUGAAACGGACUCUUUGAAAUGUACCUUUUAUUUAUUUCAUUAUUUAAUUUGAAUCAUUUAAGUAAAUGGCAUGCACCAGUUAAGUGGAGGCUGAUUUACUAUUUAUAAUCUGACACUUGGUGGCGGGGUUGUAGACAACCGGGAACACUGUCCUGGGCUCACCUUUAUAAUAUUAGACCUAGUGAAUUCAAGUAAUUCUAGUAAUUUCCCACAUUAUAUUAGGCUUGUAUAAAUUGUAUAUAUUUCCUACAAUACUAUACUUGUAAGUAUGGGUGUCAUUUAAAUUAUUAUUUCACAAAGCAAAAAUGAUUUUAGUGUUGUUAGCUUUGUUUAAUGAAGUUGAAUUGCAAUUAUAGCCAUGUGUGGAGACACUACUGAAAUUAAUAGAAAUCAGAGUAUUUUAAUCAAUACAACAUACAGUAGUAAACCACUGAUGUGACAUAUUUGGUUCAGUUUAUAAAUUAUGAUCACAUGCUGCUGUACUUCUACAUGAAACAAGUCGAAGGAAAGAAUUUUAAUGUAUAAAGAGUCAUAACUAAGUUAGAAUCAUAUUCAUACGUAUAAGCUCUAUACUGUGUAAAUCCCUUUAGGU